This is a messenger RNA of Hyla sarda, 1733 nucleotides long. RefSeq names its product lymphocyte antigen 6E-like. Bases 400 to 780 code for a protein of 126 amino acids. The transcript is spliced from 3 exons. The record is from RefSeq and is a predicted model, not a curated record. Lineage: Eukaryota; Metazoa; Chordata; Amphibia; Anura; Hylidae.
AGAUAUGAGAUAGAUAGAUAUGAGAUAGAUAGAUAGAUAUGAGAUAGAUAGAUAGAUAGAUAUGAGAUAGAUAGAUAUGAGAUAGAUAUAAAAUAGAAUUGGUAAUAGAACUAUCUGCAAUGUUUUUCUUUUGUGUUAUUAUGGAGGGGGUCACAUACUUUCCACAUUAUUAUUAGGUCGCUGGACUUUCGGGUGUUUGUGUCGUCCCCAUGGUUCUCUGCUCACAAUUGUUAGUGAUGCUCACGACUCCUUGUACUAACAAAACCCUCACGUUACCACAACACAGCGCAGCCCCUUUAUCUUAUUUACAGGUGAUGGACACAAAGAGCGGACAGGUAUAUAUAAGGAGCAGCUGAGGCGUAUCCACAGUGUAUCUCAGCUCUCCACUGACUCCCAGCCAUGGCUGCCUACACAAGCCUGCUCCUCAUUGCUGCACUCUGUGUGGGUACAGUUUACUCUUUAUCCUGCUACACGUGCACAUCCCAGAGCAGCAACGCCAACUGCAUGACCGCGACCAACUGCACCAGCGGGGCCACGUCCUGCAUGACCUCCGUGACCACCGCUGGACUUGGUAGUUUAUCUUAUGCCUCCAUCACUAAGACCUGCUCCUCAGCCUGUGUGGCCACUGGAAUUAAUGCCGUUGUAGCUGCAUCGAGUGUCACCUGCUGCAGCACCGACCUGUGUAACACCAGCGGAGCCUCCAGCAUCAAGUCCACCUCCACCAUCCUGGCCGUAGCCCUGGGAGCCAUCAUGGUUCUCCUCAGAAGCUCCUCCCUGUAAUCUCCUGAUUGUUAUAACUCAUUUAACAACCUUGCUCACCCCAAUAAUAUAAGGACCAUAUGAAGUCAUUGGUAUGAAGAUCAAUCAAUUGAUACGGAUCUAGUGAUAGAUAUAUAUCUCAGGCGCCUCCUUCAGUGUCCCCAAGGCCCCUGCACUUGUUUCCCAUUGUAAAUAUGUUUUACCAUGUAAAGUGUUAUAAAAUGUACUGUUGCUUUAAGAGUUAUACCAUGUGAUAUGUCAUGUGAUUGUUACCCAGGAGGUACCAGUGAUCAGCUGACCGCCAGAGUGACCUAUUGGCUCCCUGCUAGUCUCCCCCAUAUAAGCCCUGGGUGGAGCUUCUCUCUCUUCUGCUGAGGUCCAGUGUAGUCUUGUCUAGUGUGUGUGUCCAGAGUGUUGGAGACCUCAAAGUCCAGUCCUGCAGCCGCCAUCAAGUCAAGUAAGAUAAAGUCACAGCUUUAUGAGUCAAGUCAGUCCCGGUAAUCUGUCAAGUCAGCGUGGUCUGCAUUUAAUUGUCCAGUCCUAAUACUAGUCGCAGCAAGCCCUUAAGGUCUCUGCAUCACUGGUCACCUCCUUGGGCCUUGGCUGAACUGUAUAGACUUUACCAUCUGUCUAUCCUCAGUAAAGCUACCUUUGUCCGUAAUUUGGCGUUGUUGUCUUUAUUGCCACCGUGCCUAGCCCAGGAUCCAGCAAUAUUCCAUCGGGUGGUUAUAGGGUAAACCACGCCCUGGCGUCACAAACAAAAGGGGUUAAUGCCAUCUGCCCCUAGGGCAACAACAUCUGCCCUGCACCACACACCCCACCACCACAUAUAGUACAAGGCAAAAUGGCUGAGCUGACCUUCCGAAAGCGUUUAGGACAUUACUCCAAAUAUACUCUAUAGAUAGAAGAGCCAAUCUAUAACAAACUGUUCCGAACGCUGGAGCCGGCAGCGCGUGACUUCAUAGCCCCACCUC